UGGCCUCUCCUCUCCUCGCUCGCUCACCCACUUCCUUUCCUUGUCGACGACGACGUCGUCGUCGCCCGACGUCUUUCCUUUCCCCGCAGCCGCGCGCAGCGCUCUCCAUACGAUACGGUAGCUUCUCCUCCCCCACCCUCCACCCCCACACCACAGCUCACAAGGGAGGGAGCAGCGCAACCGCAGCGCGAAAAGCCAAGGCCACCAGCAGAGGAGAGCCAGCAGACGAACGGGGAGACCAAACCAACUGUCCCUCACCUCACUCCAGAUCUCGCAUGCGCGGUGGCCGCCGCUCGCGCCCGACGGAGGAGGAGGAUUUAGGGGGCGCCCGGCGUCAUGGGGGGACCCCGGCUGGGGAGCUGGGUGGUGUCGUACACUGGGAUGUCGGCGGACAACAUCAAGGGCCUGCUGCUGGCGCUCUCCUCCAGCCUCUUCAUCGGCGCCAGCUUCAUUGUCAAGAAGAAGGGGCUCAAGAAGGCCGGCGCCUCCGGCGUAAGAGCAGGAGUUGGUGGCUACUCGUACUUGCUUGAGCCACUGUGGUGGGCUGGAAUGAUAACGAUGAUUGUUGGCGAAAUCGCUAACUUUGCAGCUUAUGCCUUUGCUCCUGCUAUUUUGGUCACUCCUCUUGGUGCACUGAGCAUAAUUAUUAGUGCUGUUCUUGCACAUAUUAUGUUGCGGGAGAAGCUUCACAUAUUUGGUAUACUUGGGUGUAUUCUUUGUGUUGUGGGUUCGACUACUAUUGUGCUUCAUGCCCCUCCAGAGCGUCAAAUUGAGUCCGUGGCAGAAGUGUGGGAUCUUGCUACUGAACCAGCAUUUCUAUUUUAUGCAGCCAUUGUGCUUGCAGCAGCUUUCGUGCUCAUAUUCCAUUUUGUCCCACAGUAUGGUCAGACACAUAUCAUGGUGUAUAUUGGUGUUUGUUCUCUUGUAGGAUCUUUAUCGGUCAUGAGUGUCAAAGCUCUUGGAAUAGCUUUGAAGCUGACGUUUUCAGGGAUAAAUCAGCUACUCUAUCCACAAACAUGGGUGUUUUUAUUAGUUGUAGUCUCAUGCAUAGUGACACAGAUGAACUAUCUGAACAAGGCCCUUGACACGUUCAAUACCGCUGUUGUUUCACCCAUAUAUUAUACGAUGUUUACAUCCUUGACCAUUUUGGCUAGCAUGAUAAUGUUCAAGGAUUGGGAUCGUCAAAACCCUACGCAAAUUGUCACAGAGAUGUGUGGCUUUGUUACCAUCCUUUCUGGGACUUUUCUUCUUCACAAGACGAAGGAUAUGGUGGAUGGUCUCCCACCAAAUUUACCCAUCCGACUUCCUAAACAUGCGGGCGAGGAUGACUAUGCCGCUGAAGGAAUUCCUCUUAGGUCAGCUGCUGAUGGCAUUCCACUCAGGUCGCCAAGAGCCACAGAUCCAUUCCGCUCGUCGUGAUGCUUCAAGGCUUAUACUCGCAACUGUUGUUCCUAUACAUGGGAAGGGAAGAAUACGCCUCCAUUUAUUCAUUGGAUACACCCCAUAGGUUGACUGUAGGAUUCAAAGGUAACAGCUCGGCACCUCCUUGUAAUUUCUGAGGCAUUGGUACAGAAUUUUGAGGAUUAUAUAAGUUACACUUCUCUGGGUAAGAUAACCAGAAUGGCCAAGAAUCCAAGUUUUGGAUUAUAUGUAAAUCUCGGUGAGCCAUAUAGGUCACUAUCUCGAACUGUUGUAUUAUUUCAAAACAACUCAGAAUACAAGAUGCAUCGAACGAG
Phragmites australis (common reed) is the source of this 1736-nucleotide messenger RNA. RefSeq names its product probable magnesium transporter NIPA4. Gene Ontology annotation, molecular function: magnesium ion transmembrane transporter activity. Gene Ontology annotation, cellular component: membrane. The transcript has 9 exons. NCBI's taxonomy places the organism in Eukaryota, Viridiplantae, Streptophyta, Magnoliopsida, Poales, Poaceae. The record is from RefSeq and is a predicted model, not a curated record. Bases 337 to 1419 code for a protein of 360 amino acids. Gene Ontology annotation, biological process: magnesium ion transport.